Messenger RNA from Amphimedon queenslandica, 1018 nucleotides. RefSeq names its product eukaryotic translation initiation factor 3 subunit F-like. Gene Ontology annotation, biological process: translational initiation. Gene Ontology annotation, cellular component: eukaryotic translation initiation factor 3 complex, eIF3m. The transcript is spliced from 6 exons. Gene Ontology annotation, molecular function: translation initiation factor binding; metallopeptidase activity; translation initiation factor activity. Bases 5 to 883 code for a protein of 292 amino acids. The record is from RefSeq and is a predicted model, not a curated record. Lineage: Eukaryota; Metazoa; Porifera; Demospongiae; Haplosclerida; Niphatidae.
GCCCAUGAGAUGCCCCACCCUUCAAAGUAAUAUUGAAAUCAGCAGCAUGGAAGACAAUGUCCAUUCCAUUGAAGUCUAUUUGCACCCAGUGGCAGCUUUUGCCAUUAUAGACAGCCACGAGAGGCGCUCGAAAGACAACCAAACCCGAGUCAUAGGCUCACUCCUAGGAACAAAGACGCCUGAUGGAGUGUACGAGAUCUCUUCUGCUUAUCCCGUCCCACAUAGCGAGUCAGAGGAAGAGGUGGCCAUUGACAUGAAAUACGAGCAGUCGAUGUACCAGCUUUAUAAGACCAUCAAUCCAACUGACGUUGUCCUCGGAUGGUAUGCAACAAACUCCACUAUUAAGAUGCACUCUGUCCUCAUUCACGAUUAUUACAGCAAGAGAGACCCGCCUCCUGUCUACCUCACCUUUGAUUGUAAGAUGAGGAGUGGACGAUUAGACAUCAAAGCUUACGUCAGGUGUUCUUUAGGCGUUGAAACAAAAGGCUACAUCUUUUCUCCUAUCCCAAUCAAAAUGGCGUACUACGAUCCAGAGAGAGCGGCUGUCAAUCUACUCAGGCAGAGCAUAUCAACGGAUACUAACGAGACUCCAAUUAAAACUGGUUUAGAACGUUUUGAAAAUGUUCUAGGCAGCCUUGAAGACUCAAUCGAUGGUCUUUUGGCAUACGUAGAGAAAGUGAAGAGUGGAGAUAUACCAGCUGACAGUAAGAUAGGACGUCUUUUGAUGGAGCUCGUUUCAAAAGUCCCCAAAUUGGAUCCAAACCAGUUUGACAAGAUAAUGAACAACACAACACAGGAUCUCCUCAUGAUAGUAUACUUGACUAAUUUGACAAAGACUCAACUGGAAUUAGGCGAACAAGUAGCUCACAUACCUUCUAAUUGAUUCCUAUUAAGAAUUGUGUUUUCAAUGAACAAUAUUAAAUUAUAUAAAAAAAAGAAAUAAAUUUCAUUUGAUGUUGCUUAGCUCUCUCUUUUUCCCCUACUUCUCCAAUAAUGAUUGAAUGUUGAAAGAAAAGAA